UUGCAGGUGACCGUGAGGUCUGCGCGUCCGGAGUCGCGUCCGGAGUCGCGUCCGGUCCCGUCCCGUCAGCUGCACGCCCGAGUCGGGCCGGGCUCGGAGCCCCAGCCAUGCUGUUCUGGCACACGCAGCCCGAGCACUACAACCAGCACAACUCCGGCAGCUACCUGCGGGAUUUGACUAGUGCUCUUCAAAGGGAAAACGACGUCCUUGCUCUGCCCAUCUUCAAGCAGGAAGAGCCCCAGCUGUCCCCGGAGACGGAGGCCCGCCUGCCGCCCCUGCAGUAUGUGCUGUGUGCUGCCACAUCCCCGGCUGUGAAGCUGCACGAAGAGACCUUGACCUACCUCAACCAAGGUCAAUCUUAUGAAAUCCGACUGCUGGAGAAUAGGAAGCUGGGAGAUUUUCAGGAUCUGAACACAAAAUAUGUGAAGAGUACCAUCCGCGUGGUGUUCCAUGACCGCCGACUGCAGUACACGGAGCACCAGCAGCUGGAGGGCUGGCGCUGGAGCCGGCCUGGGGAUCGCAUCCUGGACAUCGAUAUUCCACUGUCUGUUGGUAUCUUGGACCCCAGGGCCAGCCCGACCCAGCUGAACGCAGUCGAGUUUUUGUGGGACCCUUCGAAGAGAGCAUCUGCCUUCAUCCAGGUGCACUGCAUCAGCACCGAGUUCACCCCGAGGAAGCACGGGGGCGAGAAGGGAGUGCCUUUUAGGGUGCAGAUCGAUACCUUUAAGCAAAACGAGAAUGGGGAGUACACAGAGCACUUGCACUCGGCCAGCUGUCAGAUCAAGGUGUUCAAGCCCAAGGGAGCCGACCGGAAACAGAAGACUGACCGGGAGAAGAUGGAGAAAAGAACAGCCCAAGAGAAGGAGAAGUACCAGCCAUCCUAUGAAACCACUAUCCUCUCAGAGUGUUCCCCGUGGCCCGACAUGGCUUACCAAGCAAACUGUGCCUCCUCUCCAAGCUACAACGGCUCUCCAAACAGCUUCGGCCUCGGUGAAGGGUACGUGCGACCUUCCUCCCCUGGCGGACCCUGGAGUGACCACAGCAACAGCUCCCCAACCCACCCUGUGGAGGCCCUGCCUGUGGGCAGUGACCACCUGCUCCCCUCGGCCUCCAUGCAGGACGCCCAGCAGUGGCUCCAUCGCAACAGAUUCUCCCAGUUCUGCCGGCUGUUUGCCAGCUUCUCGGGUGCUGACCUGCUGAAGAUGUCCCGCGAUGAUCUGGUCCAGAUCUGCGGCCCUGCAGAUGGGAUCCGGCUCUUCAAUGCCAUCAAAGGCAGGAACGUGAGGCCGAAGAUGACCAUUUAUGUCUGUCAGGAGCUGGAGCAGAACCGCGCACCCCUACAGCAGAAGCGGGAUGGUGGCGGGGACCCCAAUAUGUGUGUGUACCACGCCAUCUUCCUGGAGGAGCUGACCACCUUGGAGCUGAUUGAGAAGAUUGCCAACCUGUACAGCAUCUCCCCACAGCACAUCCACCGAGUGUACCGGCAGGGCCCCACUGGCAUCCACGUGGUGGUCAGCAAUGAGAUGGUGCAGAAUUUCCAAGAUGAGUCCUGCUUCAUCCUCAGUACCUUGAAAGCUGAAAGCAAUGACGGCUACCACGUCAUCCUGAAAUGUGGCCUCUGAGCAGAAGCAGAGCAGACAGCUGCCUCCCGUCCCAGCCCCAUGGACCCCCAGAUGUAGGAAGCACACCCCUGUAAGCUGCCGCCAGGAGGACCCUGCCCAAACCAUGAAAGCCACGGCCUGACCACCAGUGGAGACCAUGGAGGCAGAGUCUCUGGCAGGCAGAAGGCCAGUGGCUUCCCCCUCUCCUCCUCCCAGCACCCAGCUUCGGAACUGUUCCUUGCUCUUCCCUCUCUGAAGGGCAGAUGGGUGGGGGGUGUCUUCUCUGAAAGCCCUGCUUCUGUAGUUGAAGGCUUGCUCACUGGGUACCAUGGUGCCACCUGGAUCCGCUCCUUCUGACCACUCUUCUGCCUCCAGAGGAAGCCCUGCCUCCCCCAGACCUUUGCCCUCUUUGGUAACCUGCUCCGUGACCGUGACCAUGACUGUGACUGAGACUGCUGACUCCCUGGGGGCAGCUCCCCCCAUCCUCCUGUCUUCCUGUCAGUUUCCCACCCUGGUGAGCAUCUGUCUUCCUGUUCCUGGAUGGAUUGACAGGAAUUGGGUUUUCUGUGCCUUCUGCUUCUUUCACGUUUACCUUAUUCUAAGGGUCUCCUGCUGCAGAGCCUGAGAGGGGCUCACAUCUCUUCACGGGUGUGGUGGACACUCAGGGCCACCUAGUCCUGAGGCCCUGGGGCAGGGGGGCUGGAAAGCCUUCU
Messenger RNA from Phacochoerus africanus (Common warthog), 2314 nucleotides. It is a transcript of the gene TFCP2L1, whose product is annotated as transcription factor CP2 like 1. Gene Ontology annotation, cellular component: nucleus. Gene Ontology annotation, biological process: regulation of transcription by RNA polymerase II. The transcript is spliced from 16 exons. Bases 108 to 1622 code for a protein of 504 amino acids. Lineage: Eukaryota; Metazoa; Chordata; Mammalia; Artiodactyla; Suidae. The record is from RefSeq and is a predicted model, not a curated record. Gene Ontology annotation, molecular function: DNA-binding transcription activator activity, RNA polymerase II-specific; RNA polymerase II cis-regulatory region sequence-specific DNA binding.